Messenger RNA from Brachypodium distachyon (stiff brome), 2162 nucleotides. RefSeq names its product O-fucosyltransferase 34. NCBI's taxonomy places the organism in Eukaryota, Viridiplantae, Streptophyta, Magnoliopsida, Poales, Poaceae. The record is from RefSeq and is a predicted model, not a curated record. The transcript has 8 exons. Gene Ontology annotation, cellular component: cytoplasm. The coding region runs from base 327 to 1811 and encodes 494 amino acids.
CUUGACACGCGCCUUGCCUUGCCUUGCCUGCCUCCUUGCCGCCGGUGGCCGCGUCGGCCGUCCGGACACGUCACCCUUCCAUUGCGCCGCGGCCCCGCGCGCGCAUAGAUUUUUUGGCGAUAAGGCGAGAAUUAGGAAACGCAAAUUAAGCACGCACGGUGAGGGGCUUUGAUCGCGCAAGAUUGCAAGAAAUCUCCCCGAAACUGGUACUACUCCCAUAGUUCCAUUUGGACGGCAAGGACGGGAGGCGGGAGGCGGCGGGUCGCGGUGCUGAGCUACCCCGUUGGGUGGGUGGACUGGUUCCCUUGCGUGGCGCAUCGGAUGAGAUGGGCGCUGCCGGGAAGGCCCCGAAGGCGCGGCGGGAGGCGCGCGUGAAGAUGUGGGUGGCGCGGGCGAGCACCACCGUGCUGCUCUGGACGUGCGUGGUGCUGCUCGCGGCGGCCUUCGGGGAGCAUCUGGCGCCGAGCGUGCUGGGUGGCGUGUGGUCCGGCUGCCUCACCCAAACGCUAGUCAUCGUGCAGCGCCCGCUGUUGCCGGCGGACGGCGAGAGGGUCGCCGCCGCCGCCACCGCCGCAGUCGCGCUACCGCCGAAGAGAAUCUACAAGAACAAUGGCUAUUUGAUGGUCUCCUGCAAUGGUGGUCUUAACCAGAUGCGAGCCGCUAUUUGUGAUAUGGUGACGGUUGCAAGAUACUUGAAUGUCACUCUCAUAGUGCCGGAGUUGGAUAAAACUUCAUUUUGGGCUGAUCCUAGUGAGUUCCAAGAUAUAUUUGAUGUGGACUACUUCAUAGCAUCGUUGAGAGAAGAGGUUAGAAUACUGAAAGAGCUGCCCCCAAGGCUGAAAAGAAGAGUUGCACUGGGAUAUCUUCGCUCCAUGCCACCCAUCAGUUGGUCUGAUAUAUCGUAUUACCAUAAUCAGAUUCUACCAAUGAUAAAGAAGUACAAGGUCCUUCAUCUGAACAGAACAGACGCCCGGCUUGCAAAUAAUGGCCUACCCAUGGAGAUUCAAAAAUUAAGGUGCCGUGUCAAUUUUGCUGCAUUGAGAUUUACCCCUGAAAUAGAAGAGCUGGGCAGGCGCGCGGUCAAAAUUCUUCGUCAGAAUGGACCCUUUGUGGUUCUCCACUUGCGGUAUGAAAUGGACAUGCUUGCCUUCUCCGGCUGUACACAUGGUUGCAGCAAUGAGGAGGCUGAGGAGCUCACAAGAAUGAGAUAUGCUUACCCAUGGUGGAAAGAGAAAGUGAUUGACUCCAAUGCAAAGAGGAAAGACGGGCUCUGUCCAUUGACACCGGAGGAGAUUGCAAUGGUAUUAAAGGCACUCGACAUCGAUCCCAGUUAUCAAAUAUACAUUGCUGCUGGAGAAAUAUAUGGUGGACAAAGAAGAAUGGCUGCACUGACUUCAGCUUAUCCCAAUGUGGUAAGAAAAGAGACCAUACUUCCUUCAGGUAUCAGGUUUUUCCAGAACCAUUCUUCACAGAUGGCAGCAUUAGAUUAUAUGGUGUCCUUGGAGAGUGAUGUUUUCAUCCCCACUUAUGAUGGUAACAUGGCAAAAGUUGUUGAAGGUCAUCGCAGAUACUUGGGGUUCAAGAAGACAGUGCUGCUAGAUCGAAAGCUUAUAGUUGAGCUCGUUGAUCAGUACAAAAAUGGCACAUUGAGCUGGACUGAUUUCUCCUCCUCUGUGAAGGCAUCACACACCAGCCGCAUGGGCACACCAUCAAGGAGGCAGGUGAUUCCUGACAAACCUAAGGAAGAGGACUACUUCUAUGCGAAUCCUCAUGAGUGUUUGCACCAACCAGAUGAGCUAUCAUUUUUGUGAUACCCUCCCAAUAUAUGCAUUCUUUCAGAGCCUUGGGCUGGCUUGGAUUAUAUUCUUGAGAUGGCAAUAAUUGGAGAUCUAGUUGUAUUGAUUCACAGGCACCUGAGAGAUAAAUGGUACCUUAUCUUAGGUGUCUAUCUAUACAGAUGACAUAAUUUGCCAGUUUUGGUUAUGUCGAAAUAGGCCACGUGUAUUUUUGGUUUGUACAUAUGAGCAUAGGAAUUGGAAGAAAAUACACCAGUAGAGUUUUUCAGUUUUUUUUAUGGAACAUUUUUCAGUUUCUGAAUGGAGCUUUUAUGUGAUGCAUAUACAUAUGGUGAUGAUGGUAGUCAAAAGUUCUAACAUUGUAAA